AUGUUACGGAACGGCUUUGUUGCUUUGCUGGUCUCGGUGUCUGCUGUACUAACGACUGCCGAGACAUCUGCGUUCAGCAAAGCGAGCAACGAUAGUCUGCUAUGGGGACCAUAUCGAUCAAAUCUCUACUUCGGCAUUCGGCCUCGACUACCACGUUCCCUUUCCACGGGUCUACUUUGGGCUCGAGUCGAGGACUUCACUGUCAUACAAGAUCAGAUCCGUGUCACCUGUGAACAACAUGCGGGCAUGGCAGGUUAUGGCUGGGAUGCGUAUGAUCCAAGAAUCGGCGGCGUACAGGUGGUGCACGACAAAGGCCAUGGCAUUGAUCUUGAGACUAGUUUCGUGAAGUUCGACGAAGGCAUUGGAGGAUGGGCAGCCAGGAUCAAAGGCACGAUCAGAGACGACGCAGAAGCUGGUGCUGGCAGCCCGCGCGGCACCCACCAACUCAAGACCGCUGUAUGGUUCAGCGUCACUCUCGAUGGCAUCGGAAGCAUUGAACCACGAGAUGCCGAAUCAAAUGCGGAACUUGGCUACGAAGAUGAAGUCGAAUUCACGGGCAAUUCUGCUGAUCUUGGUGAUUUCAAGCUUAGAAUCACAGAGCCAAAAAGCAACUCACAUCCUGUCGCUUCGCACGAAGCAUACCAAUCAAGACCUCUUGAUCGAACCUUAGUAAAUUCGUUUCAGAUUGCUCAAGAAAACAUCUGGCAAACAAAGGGAAUGCUUUACUCCUCACUCAGGACUACCAUCGAUGAGCUUGUCGAAAUUUACGGCAACGACAAAUUGCCUCCCCCGUGGCAGACAUUCACUAUCCCAAACAAGCCAGGGAAGGGCAAUGGUCACCUCGUUCAAAAGAAUUUUGAAGGCCCAUUUGAGUUCGACGUGUUCUACACGCCAGCCUCGAAGGAAGCCGUCACGUCAGAGGAUCUUACCAAAGCACUGAAGUCGGCCUCGGAGGCAUUUGACAAGAAAUAUUCGAGCACUUUCCAGCGACAAGCUCCUUUCACUGACAAGAAGUAUGACGGAUUUGGAAAAUCACUAUUCAGCAAUCUCAUCGGAGGUAUCGGCUACUUUCACGGAGAUCAGAUGAUCGACCGAUCAUACGCUCCUGAAUACGAAGAGGAUGAUGAAAAUUUCUGGGAAGCCGCUGCUGAGGCACGCGCUCGCGGCGCGCAGACUCCCGAAGGUCCAUACGAGUUGUUCACAUCGGUACCCUCGCGACCCUUUUUCCCCCGUGGAUUCCUGUGGGACGAGGGAUUCCAUCUACUGCCUAUUCUUGAGUGGGAUGCCGAAAUUGCGAUGCAGAUCAUUAGCUCAUGGUACAACACUAUGGACAGUGACGGAUGGAUCGCGCGGGAGCAGAUUGUUGGAGAUGAAGCGAGAAGUAAAGUCCCAGUGGAGUUCCAGGUUCAAUACCCACAUUAUGCAAAUCCGCCGACUUUAUUCAUGGCAAUUGAAGCGCUUUUGAAUAAGUUCGAUGGAUCGGCAAAGACUAAGGGUGCGCUUUCGGAGAAGUUUGCGGACCCUGAAGCAGUCAGGAGCUGGUUGACGACCUUGUACCCGUUGUUGCAGCGCAACUUCGACUGGUACCGCCGCACUCAAGCCGGCGACAUCAAGACUUAUGAGCGUGAAGCGUUCAGCUCAAAGGAAGGUUACAGAUGGCGCGGACGAACUCCGCGUCACACUCUAACUUCUGGACUGGAUGACUAUCCGCGGGCUCAGCCACCACACAUUGGCGAGUUACAUGUAGACCUGCUUAGCUGGAUCGGACUUAUGGCCCGCAACAUUCAGCGUAUUGCAAGCUACCUCGGUGAGACCGAAGACGCUACCCGAUACGGCAAAAUUGUCGAAGCAAUUGGGCGAAAUGUGGAUGACCUUCAUUGGUCCAAGGAGAAUAAAGCAUACUGCGAUGUGACUGCGGACGAGUACGACGAGUCCUCACAUGUUUGCCACAAAGGCUACAUCAGUCUCUUUCCCUUUAUGACUGGUCUCAUUGGUCCUGAGCAUCAACACCUUAAGGAAGUCCUUGAUCUCAUCGCCGACGAAAACGAGCUCUGGAGUCCUUUUGGUAUUCGUAGUUUGAGCACUCGGGAUUCGGGCUAUGGCCAGGACGAGAAUUACUGGAGAAGCCCAAUCUGGAUCAACAUGAACUACCUGAUUGUGAAAGAGCUAUUGAAUAUCUCACAGCAGCCGGGACCUCAGCGGGAGCGGGCGCAGACGUUGUAUAGCGCACUUCGCAAGAACCUGGUUGACAAUGUCUACAAUUCCUGGCUCGACACAGGCUUUGCUUGGGAGCAAUACAACCCAGACACCGGUGCCGGACAGCGCACACAGCAUUUUACGGGAUGGACUAGUUUGGUGGUACAGUUGAUGGCAAUGCCUGACCUGAAGGCAGGGGUCAAGGUCCACGAUGAGUUGUGA
Messenger RNA from Dissoconium aciculare CBS 342.82, 2418 nucleotides. RefSeq names its product glycoside hydrolase family 63 protein. Gene Ontology annotation, cellular component: endoplasmic reticulum membrane. The record is from RefSeq and is a predicted model, not a curated record. Gene Ontology annotation, biological process: protein N-linked glycosylation; oligosaccharide metabolic process. Bases 1 to 2418 code for a protein of 805 amino acids. The transcript has 3 exons. Gene Ontology annotation, molecular function: Glc3Man9GlcNAc2 oligosaccharide glucosidase activity. Lineage: Eukaryota; Fungi; Ascomycota; Dothideomycetes; Mycosphaerellales; Dissoconiaceae.